ACUUUUUUCCUGUCUUCCGCUCUCUCCUCUCGUUCGCCUCGCGCUCUCUCUCUCUCUCUCUCUCUCUCUCUCUCUUUUCCCGGCUCGCCGGCCGUUGAUUGCAGCAACAAGGAAGCAAGAUGGCGUCGGCGGGCGGAGAUUGCGACGUGAUUAUGGCGGCCGCCCCGACGGUGGCUUCGCAUCCUGAGGCGCCGGUGAUGCUGGGCGACGAGGACGAGGAGUCGGAGACGCGGAGAGAAGCAGAAGCCUACAAGGAACAAGGGAAUGUCUUUUAUGCUAAGAAGGACUACAAUGAAGCAUUCAACUAUUAUACAAAAGCCAUAGAUACGUGUCCCAGCAAUGCGAGUUACUAUGGAAACCGAGCUGCCACUCUCAUGAUGUUAGGCAGAUACAGGGAGGCUCUUGGAGAUGCCCAGCAUUCUGUCAGAAUGGAUGAUACCUUUGUGAGGGGACAUCUACGGGAAGGAAAGUGCCACCUAUCUUUAGGGAAUGCCAUGGCUGCCAGCCGCUGCUUCCAAAGAGUUCUAGAACUUGAUCAUAAAAAUACACAGGCCCAGCAAGAGCUGAAUAAUUCCAGAACUGUCUUAGAGUAUGAGAAAAUAGCUGAAGCUGACUUUGAUAAACGGGAUUUCCGAAAGGUUGUCUUUUGCAUGGAUCGUGCUCUGGAAUUUGCCCCUGCAUGCCAUCGAUUCAAAAUCCUCAAAGCAGAAUGCUUAGCGUUGUUGGGUCGCUAUCCUGAAGCGCAAUCAGUUGCCAGUGACAUCUUGAGAAUAGAUUCCACAAAUGCUGAUGCCCUCUAUGUGCGAGGGCUUUGCCUUUACUACGAGGACUGCAUUGAAAAGGCUGUGCAGUUCUUCGUCCAGGCUCUCAAAAUGGCUCCUGACCAUGAUAAGGCCUGUCUCGCCUGCCGCAACGCCAAAGCGUUGAAAGCAAAGAAAGACGAUGGCAACAAGGCCUUCAAGGAAGGCAAUUACAAGCUAGCUUUUGAACUUUAUACAGAAGCCCUGGCAAUAGACCCAAAUAACAGGAAAACCAAUGCCAAACUCUACUGCAAUCGGGGAACGGUUAACUCAAAGCUUCGGAAGCUGGACGAAGCAAUAGAAGACUGUACAAGUGCCAUCAGACUGGACGACACAUACAUUAAAGCUUAUCUGAGGCGAGCACAAUGUUACAUGGAUACAGAGCAAUAUGAAGAUGCUGUAAGGGAUUAUGAAAAGGUUUACCAGACAGAGAAGACUAAAGAACACAAGCAGCUCCUCAAAACUGCACAGGUUGAACUCAAGAAAAGCAAGAGGAAAGACUAUUAUAAGAUCCUGGGUGUUGACAAAAAUGCCUCUGAAGAUGAGAUCAAAAAGGCAUAUCGGAAGCGGGCCCUAAUGCACCAUCCAGAUCGACACAGUGGUGCAAGUGCUGAAAUCCAGAAAGAAGAGGAAAAGAAAUUCAAAGAGGUCGGCGAAGCCUUCACCAUCCUUUCAGAUCCAAAAAAGAAAGCCCGUUAUGAUAGUGGACAGGAUCUUGAGGAAGACGGCAUGAAUAUGGGAGACUUUGAUGCCAAUAAUAUCUUCAAGGCUUUCUUUGGAGGGCCAGGAGGCUUCAGUUUUGAAGCUUCUGGACCUGGAAAUUUCUUUUUCCAGUUUGGCUAAACUGCAGAAGAAUCCUGUUUCAUCUACUGAAACCCACACUUUACCCGACCUGCUUCUUUUAACCUUGAGUUAUGUUCUCCCUUCAUCUCAUCUCGCCGUUUCUUAGGGCUGUGGCGUUUUCUCCGUUGGAGACCUCAGUUUUUUGUGUGUGCUUUAGAGUGUGAUGAGAAAACCAGCGCUUGGAGACAAGGGGGAGGGGGCAGUGAAGGAAUAUCAUUUUUUGUUUGUUUUAUUGUUAACUUUAUUAAAGAGAGAGAGGGAGAGAGAGAAAUAAAACCUUUUGAUAAAUGAUUUCAAACUCCUGAGCUACUGGGACUUAACUGGGGGAAUCCUCACUUACUUAGAACGGCCUGAGACUUUUCUCAAGGGCAGCUGGACACGACAUGCCUUCAUAUUUAUGUGAGUAAUUGAGAACCUGAUCAGAUUUUCCUCACUUUGGUUUCAUCACCCUGGCUGUAGCCACACUGAACUGUGUUUGCAAAGGCAAUUGAGAAACCCAGGCGUAGAGCUGAGAUUGAUACCGUUACUCCCUGAGAUCUUCACUUUUGGAAUGAAGGCAAAAAACCUUCUUGUUGACACUUCUAAUACCUCCAGAAAGUCUCAUUUAAUUUCAAGGGACAGUUUCUUUCUGCUUCCAGUUCUGGAGUACUUCAGGGAAAUUGUUAAGGGCUUGAUUUCACACAAGAGAUGUUUGUCAUUUACAUCAUGACCCCCAGCUCAACAAGUAAAACCUAGCUCCAUUGGAAAGCGCAUGCUGUCUUGAGUAAUAACAAAGGCUCUGAAUGGGCAGAGGGGGCUUGGAUCAGCAGUGGCCCUUUCACACACACAAAUCAUCACUGAUGGCACAGUUCAUACCUGCAAAUGCAAACUUAGUCAAAGUGUUGCAACUUUCCUUUGACAAAUAAAUUGGAAUAUCAAAAUGCAUGUAUGGUCGAGAGGAUUUCUCAGGAUUGACCAACUACAUGUCCUGCAUUUAGAAGAAGAGUAUCUUAAUUAUUUUAGGGGAAGGGCUCCUGUGUCUGCUCCGCAGCCCUCGCUUGUAGCAUGUUAUGAAGUCGCUUCUACGAGUGCCUCCAAAUACAAUUCUUUGCGCGGAGAGCCGAGAUCACAAUAUUCUGGGAUAUUCUUUGUAUUGAUGGAGCCUCAUAUUUCUGAGCUGAGUUGCUCAUCUUGACAUUAUCAAAUGGGUUGUUUUGUAAGAUGACAAUUUGUAAUUAAAAAAAAUAGCAGCCAGCCACCCUGGAAUUGCUGGUUGUCCUGUGUGUUAGUUUUAUCGUAUGCUGGACUAAUAAUUAUAUUGACCAUCCCAAGUGACUGCUUUCAUGAUACCUCCUUCUUUUGCCGUUGUUUCAUAGUAGCAAAAGAUCAGAAGCAAACUAUCUUCUUCCUCACAAGGCUUCUAGUUUUCACACUCUGGCGGUUUCUUCCAAUAUUAAGGACAAGCUUAUGGUGUUCACCUCAGAUCAGCUGAGAAAGGAGGUGUAUAUCAUCAUAGACCUGAACAUCUUUGGCCACCUUCCUGUCCAGAACUAUUUAAUCAACCAACCCUGAAAUGCGGAGGAUUUUUUUUAAUGAGUAAUUACCCAGAGACUUGUUUUUGUGCAAUAACUAGAAUGAUGUUCUGUGAAAUGUUAGCCAACCAUCAGGCAAUGUUUUAGAAUGCGUUGAGAUCAUGGCUUGAGAUUUUCUUCUAUUUUUUCAAGUUCUACUUUUGGCUCUUGGCAGUUUUUGAUCUUCAUUCAUUUUCAUUCCCCUCAGAGGAACUCAAAAGAGAAACAAUGGCAAGGGAUGCAAUCUACUGGAAGAUGCCCUACAGCUAUUGCACUCUGGUCUGACAGGUGUAGAGAGUGAGGGUUAGCAUUUGGAGAAGGAACCAGGAACACAGUUAUCUCAGUAAUGUGAAAAUCUUUCCAUGAUGCCUCCUGGGCAGGGAAUAUUGCUACCUCUGAUUUAAAGUUGCAUUUUGUAGUCACACUAAUAGAAUUUAUUUCAUAGGCUGAGUAUACACAUCCGGAACAUAAAUAAUGUUGGAUUCCGUGCAUCAUUCACUAACAUUAAAAAAUGUGAUAUUUGUUCAGUAACUGGCAGAAAAAAAGCAAUACCUUUUGGGUGUUGGGUUAUGCUGAAAGAUCUACCAGCAAAACCUUCUCUUCAGAGGCCAGAUAUUACCUUCCACAUGGAAAAGUAAAAUUGCAUCAUCCUGUGAAUUUCCCCUCCUAAAUAUCUUGGCAAAAUGAAAUAGCUUUGACUUUAAAUGUCAAAUGAAGAUUGUGUAAGUUCAGUAGAUAGCGACCUGGUCCUCUGACCAGCUGAACAGCGGGAGUUGUUUUAAAGCUUAGGAUGUUGCUUUCUCAUCUUAAAAUGUGUGUAUUCCACAAACAGUAAAAGGUUUCUGAGAAUUUGCUGUUGUUUGUAAACUUGGAAACUGGUGAGUGCCAAUUUGAAAACUAUUGUCUUGUUUUGCCUUUACUAUAUUUCUGGAUCUUGAACGUCAGCCUCUACUCAAAGCAGCCCUGAACGGAGUCUUGUCGAUACCUACUUUCUUUGCAUUAUAGAGCAUUGUGUGUAGAGUGUACUUUAAAAGUUCUCCAUCCUGGUGUGGCAUGCUAGAACUUUGCAUUUUAUUCUUAGCUGUUGGACCUGCAUUUCAGAAUUACCAGACAAAUUAUAUUACUGAUGGCCCCAUACUCAUUUUCUAACUGUCUCCGAGACCUGAUGGAGUACACCUGCAGAAAGAGAAGGAGGACGAGGAAUCCUCCGAUUAUAGAGUGACUAUUGGGGAAAAUAAAAUCCUCCCUAUGUAAACAUAAAAUAGAAAACAGGUACAGAUGCGAGCUUCCAAUUUGUUCCUCACUAUGCCAAGUUUUCUUCCAGGACUUUUUUAAAAACAGAAGCAUUAAACACAGCAGCCAUCACUUGCAGUCUCAAUUGUAUCAUUGACUUUGUCAUUUUAUCCUGCUGCUUUUGUAAGCCUGGCAUUAAUGGGAGGAAACAAGGCUUUCUAAGGAUGAGCCAAGGAGCAGCUUCCACUACUUAGGAGCUCCUGGUCUCAGGACAGUAUGUGAAAGGAAGUUGUCAUUGUGCCUCAAAUAUUUGCAACCCCUUUUUCUCUCUCUCUAUACAUUGCCUGGUCAUCCUUCCUUGCAUGAAUUGUGUCCUCCUAGCUAUACAGAAACAUUAACAAGGAAUACCUAAACAGAGGGCAGAUGAGCCACUACUGAAGCUAUUUGGAGAGGGGUUAUUUAGCUAUUCAUAUUAUACUGUGUUAAACCUCAGUGUGAGGACCUAGCCUCCCUGUUGAGACGUUUGUUGCAUGAACUGUUUUAGAAGAGCUCCCUGGCCCCCUCCUUCCUCUCCUCUCUCCCGGGGAUAUGGCUUCACACAUAAACAAUACACUGUCCCACUGGAACACUUUCACCUUUCUAAGAUGACGAAAAGUCAAGGAGAACACAGACUUGUGACUAUUUGAUCGGCAGGAUUCAUAAUGUGUUUAUACGCAAAAUUUCAAAACCAGACUGAAGCAAAAACCAUAUGCAAUUGAUAUUAACUUUAUUAUAAACUGUAUAUGAUGUACAAAACAAAAAUAAAACACUCCAGAUCUCA
Molecule: messenger RNA, 5246 nt
Organism: Anolis sagrei ordinatus
Lineage: Eukaryota; Metazoa; Chordata; Lepidosauria; Squamata; Anolidae
Gene: DNAJC7
Product: DnaJ heat shock protein family (Hsp40) member C7
Molecular function (GO): protein binding
Source: RefSeq, a predicted model, not a curated record